Messenger RNA from Eurypyga helias (sunbittern), 948 nucleotides. It is a transcript of the gene GPR141, whose product is annotated as G protein-coupled receptor 141. Gene Ontology annotation, cellular component: membrane. The annotation marks the transcript as partial. Gene Ontology annotation, biological process: G protein-coupled receptor signaling pathway. The record is from RefSeq and is a predicted model, not a curated record. NCBI's taxonomy places the organism in Eukaryota, Metazoa, Chordata, Aves, Eurypygiformes, Eurypygidae. The transcript has a single exon. Gene Ontology annotation, molecular function: G protein-coupled receptor activity; oxysterol binding.
AACACGUACAAGGAAGAUUUCAGGAACAUGAUGGAAGAGAACAGGAACGGCAAUAACUCCUCUCCUGACUUCCCUCACACCAACACCAUGAGUGCCAUACUGAUUACUGCCUACUCAGUUGCCUUGGCUGGAGGUGGGAUCGGGUCCAUCACAAUGUUGUUUGUGCUGGUCAAGAUGAACACUCUGUCCGUGACCACUACAGCCAUCAUUAACCUGGUCGUUGUGCACAGCCUCCUCCUCUUCACGGUGCCCUUCCGUCUGCACUACUAUGUCAACAAGAAGUGGGUAUUCAAGAUGCCGUUGUGCAAAUUGGUGAGCGCAAUGGUGCACAUACACAUGUACCUGACCUUCUUGUUCUACCUGAUCACGCUGGUGAUCCGGUGGCUCAUCUUCUUUCAAUGGAAGGACAAGGUGGAGUUUUACAGGAAGCUGCAUGCCAUUGCGGCAAGCGCUGCUGUGUGGGUCCUUGUCAUGGUCUUCGUGGUGCCGGUUUUGUGCUUUGAGUACGGACGCUCAGCGUCAUACAACGAUACAACAUGCUUUAAGUUCCAGAAAGAACUACAGCAGGAGAGUGUGAAAGCCCUGAACUACACCAUAAUUGUAGCUGUCGCUUGCAUUAGUUGCAUCCUCUUGGGCCUGCAGAUUUUUGUCCUGGCAAAAGUGGCCAGAAAACUUUCCACCUCCUUCUGGUCACACCAAGAGUUCUGGGCCCAGGUGAAAAACUUGAUUUUCAUAUGCGUCAUCAUAAUUUGCUUCCUUCCCUACCACCUCUUCAGGGCCUACUAUAUACAGCAUGUGAGUGAUUUUGACCAGUUAGAAAGCUACAAUGAAGUUUUUCUGAGCCUGACUGCCCUCAGCUGUCUGGACUUGCUGUCGUUCGUGCUGAGCGGAAGCCGCCUCUUCAAGCAAAAGGUGGGCAUGCUCCGCAGCAGGUUUUCUUGCUGCUAG